This is a messenger RNA of Acytostelium subglobosum LB1, 3345 nucleotides long. RefSeq lists its product as hypothetical. The record is from RefSeq and is a predicted model, not a curated record. The transcript has 3 exons. The coding region runs from base 1 to 3345 and encodes 1114 amino acids. Lineage: Eukaryota; Evosea; Eumycetozoa; Acytosteliales; Acytosteliaceae.
AUGUUGUCCAACAAGAUCAAUGUAUUCUUGUUGACUGCUGUGUUGAUGACACUGAUGUCUUUCCCCAGUCCAGCUGCAUCACAGGGAGAAGGACCAAAUUAUGACUUUAGCUUGAGUACUCAGGUCAAUAUCUCGGGAAUGAUGCAUUUCCAGGUUAACUACUUCCCAGAUCUAUCUCCACCACAGUACACUUACUAUCCAAACUUGGACAAUCCCUAUUACAAUUACUCAUAUUAUACACUGCCAUUGACGAGAAGACAGUACCGCUUCUCCACACCUGGCUCCUAUGUAUAUACGCUCACCAGCGACACGACAGACACGACGCCACCAUUCGUCUUCCCACCACCCGAUCAAUUCUUUGGCUCCGAAUGUCAGUUCUUUAUCGAUUCGGGCGUUACGGUGACGAUCCGUUACAAUCCAAAUCUAUACACAGCACCCGCAUUCAUUGUCAAGGCUGGUGGCACUAUCAUUCUGGACCCUAACAGCGACGUGUAUUUCACGCCCACCCAGCUGGUGCUCGAGCCCGGCUCAUCUUUCAUCUCGCAGCCCAACCCAACCGUCAACCACACGAUUGCGCCCGGCUUCAACUCGGUGCAGACCUCGUUCUACAGGUGGAUCGACCCAUGGCAGUCGACAACCUUCCUCUGUCUCGGCUGCAACAUCACCAUGAUCAGCUCGGACGGCGCUAUGGGUGUGCCAGGCGCGUUCGUCGCUCUCUUUGAUGACAUCUUCUUGUGCGCCACCCUCGUGCCGCCCCAGACCAUCAGCUACUUCAACAACGGUCCCAAGACAUUCCUCGCACAGACCUCGCAGAACGACUACUUCCAACUGGACCUCUUCACCAAGAGCAACCUGUUCAACAACUCUGGUACUACCGGCUGGUGCUACGACUACCACAACAAGAUGGUACCCGCACCCAACCGUCUGGCCUUCAUGGACUACACUAACCUGUACGGCACGACAUUCGUCUACCACGACGAGCUGAGGAACGUCCGUGUGACACCCGUCAAGAACAUCUUUGCAAUGACCGUCACUGGCCCCGCCAACGUCGUUAUCAACGGAGUCUACUUCUCUGGCGUCGGCAUCACCAGUCCCAACACAUUCCAAAACUCCAUUCUGAACCCCAACGGCACUGCCACCCUGGGCAAGAACAUCGCCGAUCGCUACGGAAUCAACUUGCUGCACGUCCAGAGGCCCGUGUCCAUCACCAACUGUGUGUUCACCGAUCAACAAAUGAUUGACAGCUCAUUCCUCAUCAACUUCACCGGCUACCUGGGCAACCCACCCCUCCCCUCACGUUUCCUCCUGGCUGCCAAGCGAUCGUACGGCAUCAUCGCCGGCAACUCAUUCAUUCUCAGAACACCCAACACCACUGCCAUUGGUCUUCUCCAUGGAACUGAGAGCUUCUACUUCUACGGAAACUCCUUCACCACCAACACCUUGGCCAAGGUCACCACCGCUCCACGCGACUACCCUGACUUUGCCCCAGGCAACACUGGUAUCUACUCAGUGUCACCAUUCUCCAAGUUUGACUACAACACAUUCGAGGGUGGCUUUGUUGGUGCCUGCAUGCUCUUUGAGCCAUUGCAGAACCGUGCUCAGCUGUUGGGCCUCACCACCGAGUACCUGGUUGGCAACUACUCUGGCCAGGUCAUCAACAACAACGAUCCAUCAUGGGUCACCUGGAACAACUUCCUCUACUACGGCGUCACCAACCAGUACCACUUCCGUCGCGCCAUGCCCCGCAUCCGCUACCCCAUGUCGGCGCCACCCCUCACCUUCCGUCAGUCCGGUUCGUUCUUCUUUGCCUCCUUCGGUGGCAACAACGACAUUGUCGACUCGUCCACCAACUUUAACUACGAGCUCGUCUUUGACAACUGCAACAUCACCAAGAAGAUCCGCCCCACCAUCCUGUACGGCGAUGGCACCAAGAUGUUCAACCUGCCAACGUUCGUGGGCACAUACCGCGGUAUGACCUUUAUCAACACCAACGUCACCUAUGGUUUUGGCCGCUUUACCAAGGCCAAGGUCACCGGCAUGGUCACUCUGAUCAACACCCGCAUCACCGACUCGGCCGACAUUGCCUCCGUCUUUGCCAACGUCGCGCCACAGCUGUUUGUUCUCAACUCGGGCAGCACGAUCGUCGACAACACUGCAUCGGCUCCACUCUCGGUCAACUUCUCGAUGCCAAACCCAGGCACCCCACUGCCCGCCGCCGCCGUGAGCCUGCUGCAGAGCAUCGACACGAUCAACAGCUUCAACUCGACAGUCUUUGUCGACGACCAGCCAGUGUCCACCAACUUCAACGCCAGCAAGGGCAUCUUCUUCAGCGACUCUGUCCAGGUGCCAUGGACCCCUGGUUACCACAAGCUGCGCACGCGUCACGUGCCCACCUACGUUGUGAUCAACGGUGCAUUCGACGUGCCACAGUACUCGCUCACCUUUGAGGCUGGCUACUUGACCAACGUUCUGGUGCCAUUCAGCUACGCCUUCUACCUGGGUAUCGAUGUCUCUGAGCCAACAACAGUCCGCAGGACCCCAUUGCCAGUGCUCGGCAACUCGUACACACGCUGCCAAUGGAUCAGCGCUUGCCAGCUGUCUGGCGGUCGCUUCGGCAACUUCUCCACAGCCCUCACAUCGAUCUCCAACAGCACCACAACUGUCUCGGAUGCCGCGUCCGUGUCCAUGCUCACCACAUACUAUGGUGACGACGCUGGAAGCACCUCGUCCAUGACCUUGACGCUGCCCCAGGGCUACUACCAGGCCUUCUUCUACUUCACCAACCCAACAGCCGUGCCUGCCGCCAACCGCGUGCAGACCACCUCGCUUCCACGUUACUCGGUGAGCAUCAACGGUCAGUUCCUCCCACCCCUGACCACCUGGCUGUCACCCUUCCAGCAGUUCGUCGUGUCCGAGCCAUUCCUGUUCAAGAACGAGCAGGCCACUCCACAGCAGUUCGUGAUCAAGUGGGGCUACACUGGAUCAUUCAUUCCACUGGCUGGCGUUGAGAUCAGAUCAUCGAUCACCACGCCCUUCCCCAUCCCCAAUGACCCAAUCACCACGACCACCACCACCACCACCUCAACUACUAGUACAUCGACGACCUCAACUACCGCCCCCGCCACUACCUCUACCACGUCCACGACCACUGCCACUACCACGGCAGAGGAUCGACUACCGGUCAGUCGACAUCGACCACUGGGCGGCCAGACCACCACUGGCGGCACGACCAAGUUCAUCUCACUGGUGUCGACCAUCACCACCAGACACAGCUCAUCGUCCACCCUUGCUGUCAACAUCGUCGUAAUCAUAAUCUCAAUGAUUGCCACUAUGUUGUUCGUGUAA